AUGCGCAGUCUCACGGAAGAAGAAACCAAGACACUGUUCUCCAAGCUCGCCGUUUACUGCGGUCGUAGUUUAAACAAUCUGAUCGCACCACCGUCUGACGAUGGUGCUACGGCUGAGCGACAUGUCUUCCGUCUGCAAGGCAGCCGCGUGUUCUAUCUCCCGCUGAAGUUGGCAAACCUGGCCGUGUCUGUCCCGCGCGCCAAUCUGCUCUCGGCGGGCACGAUGAUCGGCAAGUUCACAAAGACCGGCAAGUUCCGCGUCAAUAUCACCGCUCUAGAUGUCAUCGCACCACACGCACGGAACCGGGUCUGGGUCAAGAGCAACGGAGAAAUGCCCUUCCUCUACGGCGGUAAUCUGGUAAAGGCCCAUAUUGGGAGAUUCUCACAGGACAUGGCAGAGCACGAGGGCGUUAUCGUGCUGAGUGCGGAUGACAAGCCACUGGGCUUUGGGGUCACAGCGAGAUCGACCGCUGAAACGCGAAAGUUGGAGCCCACGGCUAUUGUUGUUUUCCGGCAAGCCGAUGCUGGAGAAUGGCUGCGUGAUGAAGAUACGCUGUUCACGACCUAG
This is a messenger RNA of Penicillium lagena, 567 nucleotides long. RefSeq names its product ribosome biosynthesis protein NIP7. Lineage: Eukaryota; Fungi; Ascomycota; Eurotiomycetes; Eurotiales; Aspergillaceae. The transcript is spliced from 6 exons. The coding region runs from base 1 to 567 and encodes 188 amino acids. Gene Ontology annotation, cellular component: preribosome, large subunit precursor; nucleus; nucleolus. The record is from RefSeq and is a predicted model, not a curated record. Gene Ontology annotation, biological process: ribosomal large subunit biogenesis; ribosome assembly. Gene Ontology annotation, molecular function: RNA binding.